This is a messenger RNA of Ictalurus punctatus (channel catfish), 5708 nucleotides long. RefSeq names its product zinc finger protein 281b (gene znf281b). The coding region runs from base 203 to 2644 and encodes 813 amino acids. The transcript has 7 exons. Gene Ontology annotation, cellular component: nucleus. The record is from RefSeq and is a predicted model, not a curated record. Lineage: Eukaryota; Metazoa; Chordata; Actinopteri; Siluriformes; Ictaluridae. Gene Ontology annotation, molecular function: RNA polymerase II cis-regulatory region sequence-specific DNA binding; DNA-binding transcription factor activity, RNA polymerase II-specific. Gene Ontology annotation, biological process: regulation of transcription by RNA polymerase II.
GACCCGUCCGCUUUACCCAGAAUCCCCCGCGCCGACACAAGAUGGAAGAGGGCAACAGCUGCAGGAGAACAAUGUUUUGGCAGUAAACGCUAAAAGAACUGCGUGUUUGGGGUUCAUUCAAACGUUAAAAGUCGGACGUGGACAUGCCCGGUGUAUCUCCUCUUUUGAGCUGAAUGACCGUUGCCCUCUCGAGGAUCCAGCCAUGAGUAUUAUCCAGGACAAGCUAGGCAACGAGUUUCUGCGCAACGGCAGCAUGGACCCCAACUUUGCCCCCAGCAUGCUCAUGUUCAGCCAUUUACCUCCAGUCACCAGCUUUACGCGGCUCGCCUCGCAGCCGGUCGUGACCGAUUUGCCUCAGGAGAUGGUCCUGAAGAAGGAGAGGGAUUCUCCGGAGCAUGGUGGCGGUUUUCUGCACAGCAUGGGCAUAAAGCAGGAGAAGUUCAAUGAGCUUGACUACCGCAUCCCGCUGUAUGGAACUGGCCCGGGAACAGGUGGAGGAAAGAGUUCAGACAUGCUGGACAUUUCACUUGGAAGCCACCAGAACAUGCUUCUGCAUGAUGUCAACAUUAGCAGUCAGCUUCCUGCAAGAUUAGGGAAAGACCCAAAAGAUUCCACACACAGAAAAGGACGGCGGGCAAAUGGGGAGGGAACAGAGGGCAGAGGCAGAAGGAAGCGAGGGGAUUCCACAAAGUCAAUGAUGCUGGAUGGGGAGGGAGGACCCCUUUCUCCCAGCUCCAAACCACAUAUAUGUGAACACUGCAAUGCCGCCUUCCGCAGCUCCUACCAUCUGCGCAGACAUGUGCUCAUCCACACAGGUGAGAGACCUUUUAGGUGCAGUCAGUGUAACAUGAGCUUCAUCCAGAAGUACCUGCUGCAGCGGCACGAAAAGAUCCAUAGUGGGGAAAAACCAUUCAGCUGUGACCAGUGUAACAUGCGCUUCAUUCAGAAAUACCAUAUGGAGCGACACAAGAGGACACACAGUGGAGAAAAGCCAUAUAAAUGUGAUACUUGCCAACAGUAUUUCUCUCGUACUGAUCGUUUACUGAAGCACAAGAGAACCUGUGGAGAAGCCAUAAAGAAGGGUCUGGACCCAGGGAUGCUAGACCUUGGAGAUGAAGACCUGGGACAAGGCAGCUACCUACACACUCAGGGAAAUGCCAGUGCGCCACCACGCAAGAGAGGCAAGUCAAAAAACAGUGGGGAGGGUGGAGAGCGGCGGAGGAAAAAGACUGUAGGUUCAGGGGCAGGCCAUAUGGUCGGCAUGCAAGACUACGCCAUAGACAUGGCCGCUGGCUCUGGGGCAUCCUCUUCAGGGGUGGGGAACAUGGCAGACACCAGCAUGGCAAACCAGCACGUUCGCAAUCCCAAGCUUGCCUUUAAGAAAGGAGGACGCAAGGGUGGGGACAAGAGCCUGCUCUCAAUGGGCGAGGCCGGCUCAAGCUCAGCUCUCCAUGAACAGAAAUUGUUAGCUCCUAAAUCCAGUCCAAUGGAUCUGCCUGGACCCGGAGGUAUGGACGGUCUAGGUCUCCUGCAGAGUUCCUCAGAGUCAAAGCAAGGUGGCACAAGCAGCAACUACGACGAUGCCAUGCAGUUUCUGAAGAAAAGGAGGUACUUGCAUGCGGUGAACAGCAGCGGUGGUGACUACGGCUCGGUCCACCUUCCUCCUCAGCAGACGGUUAUCCAGGGCGGCAUUGGUGAACCCACACUUGCGUUACUGGACACAUCACCUCUGGUCAGUGUUGAUAACAAGCACGACAAGUCCGGCAUCCCAGACGAGGUACUGCAGAGUCUGCUGGAUCACUACUCCCAUAAAAGCGAUGUGACUUUUGACCUCUCGGAUCCGCACCACGUUGAGCUGCAUGCAGCUUCAGCGACGCCUGAGCUAGGAGCAGAUGAAAGCUCCUCGAAUGGCUCAGCUGACAAGAGUGGCGUCAUGAACGAGUAUUCCAAGUUCUUGCUGCAGACACUGGAGAGGACGAGCCACGGUGGGAGCGGUGUCUUUACAUUCUUCCCGGAGAAGCACAUGUACGCUGCGUCUCCUCUGGAGUGUACCUUCGGCCAUUCUGUCUCCUCCCCCCAUGGUCCCUCAUCCGCUUCUGUGCUCCCAAAGUCCCACUUCAGCAUGCUGGUGGGCUCCCACUCUCCCUCCCAUGCCUCACCUUCCUCCCAACAGGCCUUUCAUCUGAGUGCCCUCGAGCCCUCAGCCCACCAGCAGCUCACGCCAUCUCAAGAGCUCACUGAGCAGUUGGACAACCAGGAGCUUGCUAAUGGCAACAGGCAGAAGGAGCAGCAGGUGAAGAAUGGCAGUGCCACCAGUGCGAACAGCACCAGCCGUGGCACCACCUCUGUCUACUCCCUAAAUUCCCCUCCUGAUCUGACGGCCCUGGAACCAUCCAAGGAGGUGGACAUGCGGCCCACGUUUCAGAUCGAGAACUUCGCUCAGGCAUUCGGCUCCCAGUUCAAAUCCGAGCGCCGGACCCCGCUGGCGUACAGCGCUGACCCCCAGAUCGUCGUUGUCGAGGUUGACCCCCGAAUAUCGCGAACUCCCGUGUCGGAAUUCUCAGGGUAUACCAGUCUGUUAGCUGAAGUAAAUGAGCCAGCUAGCUCAGGAACCAAAACCCCCACGAGCCAAAGCUACAGGUAAAGGUUUUGGUAGCCAACCUAACCCUGCAGUUUGGGACAAGGACUUUCCCCAGUGCCCUCGAGCCCAAUUCCCUCAUUUACAAAAAAAAAAAAAAAAAAAAAGCAAGAUAAAAUAUUAAUUAUUACACUGCCAUUAAUUGUUAAUACUCUACCAGGGAAGGUCUACCUGACCUCAAAUGCAAUUUUUUGAUAUUCUUCUUUUUUUAAUAUGUAUUUUAGUUCCUCAUUUUUAUUAGUGUAGUCAUUUCUGUGAUUUAGAGGAUAGGUAAUGACUGGCUUGACUUUUCAUGAACCCUGUGUUUUUAGCAAUCAGGAUAGAAUUGUAAAAUAGAUGAAGAUGAUCUAUAGUAAUAACUAUUGUCAGGGUGUGGCCCAGUAUUCAGUGGCAGAAAAUGUCGGCCUAUUGUCUGUUACAAUAAUUGAAAGUAUUACUCAGGAAAAACAUUUUUUAAAAAAAAUAAUUAGGUGCAACUAGCACUGAUUUUGUUUUUAACAAGUAUAGUUUAAAACUACAGUGAAUCUUGUUUUCUGAAAUUCCUUGAGGAAAAAAAAAUCAAAUCCACACUCAGUCUACCUGUUCAGCUGAUCACACUGGUGAAUCUUUCCACUACUUGUACAUAUGCAGAUAUUAUGGUACUUUGUCAAUGUGAAAACACUGCAUACUUUAAUCACUAAAGGACAGACGUAAGACAUGGUUGCGAACCUAAACGCACACGCUCAGUCCCAUGCGAAUGCUCAUGGAAAUCUGUUUGCGUGCAUGUAAUGUCUUUUUAAGUAGCGUCUUUACUGCUACUGAAAUGUGGCCUCAAGGUUUGUCGUACACAGGCUGAUUUAUACUUCUGCGUCUGCGAACCUGUGAACGGGUAAAAAACAUUCUCUACUACAGCAGAGGGCAGUGUCGCAUGUAGCAAACCAAGAACGUUCUGAACUCCAGUCAAAGAGGAGAGUCUCGCGCUUCACUGUUGAAGACUCGAUGGAUAGAAGUAGGAAAGUGUGGUUAAGAAGAGUUUAGUUUUUACAUUAUACUUGACCAUGAAUAGCAGUAUUCUGCUGAAAUCGAUCUUGCAUUGCCUUUGGUUUAUUCAUUCAAUAAAAACUCUGCCCCAGGUUUUUGCCAUCUCUCUCUCUCUCUCUCUCUCUCUCUCUCACUCACUCACUCACUCACUCACUCACUCACUCACUCACUCACUCACUCACUCACUCACUCACUCACUCACUCACUCACUCACUCACUCACUCACUCACUCACUCACUCUCUCACUCACUCACUCACUCACUCACUCACUCACUCACUCACUCACUCACUCACUCACUGUCCUGUAAUUCAUUGUCCAUAAUUUUGUAAAACAAAGACCUUCUAAUGUUGUGUCUCUUCUACAAGUCGAUCCUAAAUCUGUGCCGUUUUGCUUGUGCACUAGUUCUGGUUUGAGUUUAAAACCCUGACAUUACUGUAGACGCUUUCCUGCUCAGCCAAUCAGUGUCGUGCACAACAGAUGGUCAUGAGACGUAACGUUUCUGUCGGUUCCCCCUCGAGCUACGCUUACCCAUGAACUAUUUCUCAUUGCCUCGGUGCUUACCAGAAGUAUAAAUCAGCCCUAAAUCAUACCCUGUUGUUAAAUGUGUCGGCUCUCAUCCUUUUUAUUUCUCAAGGAAUCAUAUUAGCACUUUUACCACUGAAGACAAAAACUGUUGGAUGACAAAUACAUACAUGCUUUUGUUCAGAGGAAAGCUGUGAUUUUAAUUGUUUUUUUUUUUUUUUUUUUUUUGUAAUGGAUAUGGGUGUUUAUUGCUAUGGGCAUUUUGUUUUUAAUAUAUAGCGGGAUGGGAGGGGUAUUAGCAUGAUUUGUUCUUGUAAUGCUAUCGACAUGGAUGCCAUACCAAUUUUGUGCUGUGGAGCCUUGGGUGUAAGUAUAGGGCCUCUUUGUAUUCAAAGUGUAUUUAAGUAUUAAGUUGAUUUUUUUGCGUGAAAAGCUGCAUUUGGAAUUCUACCUCUCAAAUUACAAAAUUGAUGCCUAAUGGACAAAAAUGCAAACUUCCCUUUCAAGGUCUUUGCUUGGAGAACCAUCCAAGUUGUGGACUUUUAAACUCAUGCAAAUCUGAAUUUUUGGACCUGAACCUGUUUAAAUGUUUGUUUGUUUUUUGUUUUUUUAGCCAUGAAAUCAGGAAUCACUCAGCCUGAGGAGACUUGUGAAUCUGAUUACCAUUUCCCCCCCUCCUCACACACAUACACACACACACACACACACACACACAAAUACAAUCUUUGCUGUGCCCGUGAAUGAAGCAGGUAGACUCCUGUGUCUUCCUUCCAUGUCUCCUGCUCCUACCCAGCAUGAACGGGACCCAGCUAUUGGCCUCAAGUCCCUUCACAGAGAACUGCUGAUUCUGCACUAGUGUCGGGGCUCAAAACCUAAAUGCUGCACUCCAAACCUGUCCCAUUCUUUAAAAGAGAAAAAAAAAAAAAAGAAUAGUGGCAAAAAGAACACAAUUGACCUUAAUAUACCUCAUAUCACUGUAUACACGACAAAACCAGGGACGUGUUUCAUGUAGCCUAUAUAGUGGUAAUAUUGUAGUGUACAUCAGCCAUAUUGUAGAACCAUAUAAUGCCACCUGUGUUUACGAUUAUCAUUCAUGUUGGUCUGUUGGAAUACGUUUUUUUUUUUUUUUUUUUUUUUUUUUUUUUUGGUCUGUUAAGCAAUUUUGCCAAGCAGUGUUUCCUUGUAGAUCUCUUCCCCUUGUGAUUUUCUGAAUUUUUUCAAUGUUUUUUUCCCCCUUGUUUUUGUUACUUGCCAUAAUAUGUUUUGAUAUGAACUCUUGUUUACAGUAAUGUACAAAACACUAAAAAAAAUGUGUUUUCUUUCCCGUUUGAUUUUGUUGUCUGAUGCAUGAUAUGAAGUUUUUUUGUUUUGUUUUGUUUUUUUUCUGAUUAUGAUCGCACCAAAAUAUUUUUUGUAGCAUAUGUGUCCUCAUCUUCAAGCUUUUGUUUUUUGUGAUUCUACAGGGCUGAACAUGUCAGAUGACUUUAUAUAUGAUUAGAUAAGCCAAUAAAACCUUUUGUUAUGAAA